This is a messenger RNA of Solea senegalensis (Senegalese sole), 2308 nucleotides long. It is a transcript of the gene pip4p2, whose product is annotated as phosphatidylinositol-4,5-bisphosphate 4-phosphatase 2. The coding region runs from base 140 to 988 and encodes 282 amino acids. Gene Ontology annotation, molecular function: phosphatidylinositol-4,5-bisphosphate 4-phosphatase activity. Lineage: Eukaryota; Metazoa; Chordata; Actinopteri; Pleuronectiformes; Soleidae. The record is from RefSeq and is a predicted model, not a curated record. The transcript is spliced from 8 exons. Gene Ontology annotation, cellular component: phagocytic vesicle membrane; plasma membrane; lysosomal membrane. Gene Ontology annotation, biological process: phosphatidylinositol dephosphorylation.
UAGGCUGCCGGACCGGAGCAGCUCAGCACCAACAAACAGUCGCUGGUCGCUACCCGGUGCUGAGUGCAGAACAGUCGGCGCAGCCCGGAGCCUCCUCGCCGCCUCCGCCCGUCACCUCCCUCGGCUCACGGCUGACGACAUGGCCUCGGACGGCAUGGACGAGCGGUCCCCGCUGCUGUCGGGCCCCAACUCCGGGAAUGUGACCCCCACUGCUCCCCCGUAUCUGCAAGAUUCAAGUCCCCGAGCUGAACUACCUCCUCCUUACACAGCGAUCGCCAGCCCCGACGCCGGCGGCGUGCCUGUCAUCAACUGCCGCGUCUGUGAGUCGCUCAUCAACCUGGAAGGAAAGCUGCAUCAGCAUGUGGUCAAGUGCACAGUCUGCAAUGAAGCUUCACCCAUCAAGAAUCCACCAACAGGGAAGAAGUAUGUGAGGUGUCCCUGUAACUGCCUGCUAAUCUGUAAAGACACGUCACGGAGGAUAGGAUGUCCUCGACCAAACUGCAGACGCAUCAUUAACCUGAGCCCGGUGAUGGUGAUCCCUGAGGAGCAACCUGCUCAGCCCGCUCUGCCCAUCCAACCUCAGGGCAUGAGGGUGGUCUGCGGUCACUGUGGCAACACCUUCCUAGGCAGUGAGGACGCCAGCUCAUCCCAGCCAAUGACUGGCCUCUCCAGCGACGGCUCCCAACCAGAGCAACAGCAGUGGAUGGAGCUUCGCUUUAACACGUUAGCCAAGUGUCCCCACUGCAAAAAAAUAUCCUCUGUUGGUAGUGCGCUCCCCAGGAGGCGGUGCUGUGCUUAUAUAACUAUAGGAAUGAUCUGCAUUUUCAUUGGAGUGGGCUUAACAGUUGGUACUCGGAACUUUGCCAGUCGUUACAACGCCACCUACGUGUCCUGGGCGUUCGCCUACUUGCUGGGCCUCAUCUGUCUGAUACGAGCCUGCUACUGGGGAGCAAUCAAAGUGAGCUACCCGGAGAACAGCUUCGCCUAGGGUUCAGCGCGGAUCGGCAUGGCUCGGCACGGCUGGAAGAACAAACCUCAGCUUUUACUUUUUUCAUCUUGUUCAGAUUAAACACCGGUCAUGUUCAGCAGAGUAAAACUAAUGCAGCGUCUGUUGAAGAUGUGUGUGUGUGUGUGUGAGGAGAUGUAUGUUGCAGAUGUAUCCUGUUGUAUUUGUCUCUUGAAUGUUUUUGAACUCGCUGAACAAAACCUGCUGGAUGUUGAUCAACCCUCCGACCGGUCCGCAGAGACACAAACCAUUUUCCUGGCUUUGCAGAAAUCUUCCCAAAUACAGAAACAAGAACUUCUCCUACGCUGAUUGUAACUUGAUCGUGAAGCAAACUGAUCUGGAUUUGGUUUUUGGAUCUCUGACUUAAAGGUACUCACUCGAUUUCUUUUGUUUCUGAGCAGACCAAAAUAAGAAAACCUCCUAAGAACAGUUUGCCCAUUGCACUUACGGUUUAUAUGCAAUUGUACACGUUGUUUUGCUGCUAGUUGAAACUCCAGCCACUGAAAGCUACGUAUUCAUACUGUAAUGAAACCACUUACCGCGCCUGUGUACACUGACAUAGUAUUGCUGUAUGAUUUUUAACUCUUAAAUCGAUCAGUAUUUUUUUUUUUCUUCUUUAUUAUUGUUUUUUUUUUAAGAAAUUGCCCUUAAAUACCUGUGUGUGCCAACGUUGCUGCCCAGUAUUAGUCAAGAAGAGCAUCGGAUCAACAGGAGCUUGUUUAUUUGUUUAUGAAAUGCAGCUUUUAACUCCAUAAAGCACUCAACACUCAUUUUUCUGAAUCCUCCUCCUGACUGGAUCCCUCUGCUUCCAUCACUGUGGUUGUGUUGCCGUCUCACUGGUGGAAAAAUGUGAGAUUCAAGUUUGCAUGUUGUGUUUUUUUUUUUUUUUUUUGUUUUUUUUUCAGUUCAGUGAGGUAGUUGAUGCACAUGAUGAAAUAUGAUGUCUUUGCUCUCUGCCUGUGCAUUAGAAUGUGAACCCUCCUCCUCGUCGUCCUUCUCCUCUGACCUGUCUCACUGCCCUUUGACCUCUGGUGAACUUUGUGCUAGCUCGCAUUGCUAUACAUUAAACUUAGCAUUCUGUCUCUUGACCUUUACCGGUGGGCACAGUCAGUUCAAACUUCUAACCUUGUUUUGAAUGUGAUGAUGAUGAUGAUGAUGAUGACGAUGACGAAAAAUAAUAUAAAACAAAAAAAACUCUUUGUACAUAGUUAAACUUGAGGACUUGUAGUAUGAGAUGGAAGGAUACGAUGACGAAUGGGUCUUUUUAAAAAUGAUAAUUUAUCAAUAAAAUGUAAAAACCUG